This is a messenger RNA of Ilex paraguariensis (yerba mate), 711 nucleotides long. NCBI's taxonomy places the organism in Eukaryota, Viridiplantae, Streptophyta, Magnoliopsida, Aquifoliales, Aquifoliaceae. The record is from the annotation of a GenBank genome assembly.
AUGGCGUUUGCAAAGGCUUUUGUUGCGAAACUUUUGAGGGACUUUUCGUCGAGGGAAUCGGCGAGGAGAGUGUUGGAUAGAGCGUUCGAGACGAGUCUGAAGGUAGUGAAGGAGUUGUUGGAGGAAUAUUCGAAUCCGGACUUAAGGGGAGAUCAUAAUGAGACAGAGGCAAUUCAGAGGUUGAAUUUGCACAAGGCAAUGACGAAUGCAAGGCAUUUGUUAUGGUUGAUUGAGAGGAUGAUUGAGCUGAGAAUGGCUGAUAAGGCGGUGAAAGACUGGAGUGACCAGGCUUCGUUCACCGCAGAUUUGCAGAGGACGUUUCGCGAUGAUGCGUGGAGAAAUAUCGUGCCGGGGCUUCCUGCUCUCGUGCUUCGGUGCACUCUCAAGCUUGCCAAUGCCGUUACCUCUGGGUCUAUUCUGGCUGCUAGACAGGUUAGGAUGAAGCUCGUAAAAGAUUGGCUUCCGGUGCUGAUUGUAUGCAAAGACAAAAUCCCUGCCAUGUUGCCAAGUCACCCAUCACCAUACCGCGAGCUAGAAGAAACAUUCUUACGCAUUAUCUCUACACUGCCCAUGCUGGAUGCACAGGAGUUGUUGCAGCAGUGUCUCAGCUUUUCAACUCGAAAUGUUGAAGACUGCCCUCAUUUGGUCUCCGCGUUUAAAACCUGGUUUCGCCGUGCAAAUAGAUCUCCUCAAGCAGAAAACCUUUAUUAG